AGUAGCGUCCCUUUCCUAACUCAUAACAGUAGCAGGCUGCACCGGCACAUUGCUUUAAAAACAAGAUUCUUAUAUUUCAUAGCUAUCUAAAUCUCUAGAUGUAGUUCUCCUUUUUUCGGACUAUGCGUACCGUGUUAAAUCAUUUAGCAUCUCAUUUUCGUAGAUCAAACGUUAAUAGGUUAAUAAAAGGUGUUUAAAUUAACAUCCGUUUCGUUUGACAGGAGUCAGUUGAAAAACUGAUUGACCACACUUUAGAACAGCAGUGGCACAAUGUCUUCUAAAGAUCAUCGAGAGGCCUUGCAGUACAUGCUCCACACAGUUGUGUACGACACCUCUUUUUCACCUUGUGGUCGGUACCUUGCAGCUGGAAACAAGUUUGGGGAUGUUGCUUUAUUCAGUUUGCAGUCAGCUCUGUCACCAGAUAUCCGCAGUGAGGCAAAGUGUCCAGUCUUCACAUUUUCAGUGUUCAAGUCCGGAAGCAUAUACAGCCUCACUUCGACAGACACUCUUUUGAUCUGUGCAGGAGAGGGGAACAUCCAAGCUUACAAAUGGUCUGAUAUCAUUGGAAAAAAUCCAAAGUUAAUGUGGUCGCUUGCCAUACCAAAAAAGGGUGUGUUUUCUAAUCCCGAGGUGAACUCUUGCAUAAUCACAGAGCAAAAUGGCUGUCUCAGUGGUCACUCAGAUUAUGUCCACUCCAUUGUUGCCAAGGACAAGGGGCAGGGCCUGGUCUCAGCCUCAGAGGAUGGCACAGCCCGCAUCUGGGAUCUGAGAUCAAAAGAAGCUGUUCACAUAGUGAAACCCUUUGAAGAUGAGAUGUGUUCCCGUCCGGACAUGGGCAAGUGGCUGCAGUGUCUUGCCAUCAACAAUGAGGACUACUGGCUGUUGCUGGGGGGUGGCCCGACCAUGGCAGCGUGGCAUCUCAAGACCUUGACCCCGGCAGUGACCUUUGACACUCCAGGGGUGGCCCAGAAUGUGGCCAUGUUCCAUGAGGAUAAGAUCUUCUCGGCUGGUACCAGCAAUGUGUUCAACCACUGGACCAUCACAGGCGACCACCCAAUGGCUGUGCCCGUCAGCCCCAGCUCCGUAUACAGCCUUGACAUCAACACAGCAUCUACGGCCAACCAGGUGAUGGUGGUGGCGGGCAGCAGCAGUCAGAUGGACGUGUGCACAAACUUUGGCUACACCGCAUUCUCUCUGUCGUUUGUGCCAGCCUUUAGCUGAGUCCACACACAUAGUUGAUUGUUGUUUAUCAUUGUCACUUUCUGCAAAAUGCCACAUGUUAUUAUACCAUUGUAUUGUUCAUUUCUUUUGUACUGAGCAUUGAUUCUAAUGGAAAUACAUGUCAUGUAUACGUUUU
Messenger RNA from Aplysia californica (California sea hare), 1357 nucleotides. RefSeq names its product THO complex subunit 6 homolog. Gene Ontology annotation, cellular component: transcription export complex; THO complex. The record is from RefSeq and is a predicted model, not a curated record. NCBI's taxonomy places the organism in Eukaryota, Metazoa, Mollusca, Gastropoda, Aplysiida, Aplysiidae. Gene Ontology annotation, molecular function: protein binding. Gene Ontology annotation, biological process: mRNA export from nucleus.